GAGUGCCCCCCCAAAAGAGGCCUGCAUGAAAUGAAAAUUAAGAUGAAAAUCUGAGAGAUCCUACAUAUUCAUAUACACUAGCUGUGUCAUCUGUUCAUCCCGGUUUUGUGAUUAGUGUUGGCUUGUUUGAACUGGACACAUACUGUAUGAGCACAUCACUGCUUGACAACCAAACAGAUGUGUGCGUUUACAGAAGGAUUACCCAUUAACAAAGGUCUACUUUGAGAACGUACAGUAUCUGGUCCGGGCACUGUGCACAUUUUGUCUGAGCUUGCUGUUCCAUCUUUCUGCACAAAAUACCGAGGUUAUUAUUAUAUUGGACUGAGGAACAGCCAUGAAGAGUACAGUAGUGUUUUGUAUUGUACUUCUGAGGUGCACUAUCACAUUUCAAGAAAAAGGCAAGAUGGAGGGCAAGAUGUUUUCUUUCCCUGAGGAGCACAGCACAUCUUUUGUGAAGCUGAAACCUCUGGUGUCCAAGAACCUGACCUCUGCCAGCGUGUGCUUGCGUUUCUACACAGACCAGGUGGAUGGCCAGGUGUCUGCCUUCUUCUCCCUCAGCGCCCCCGGCCAGCCCUCUGCCUUCACCAUCCUCAGACACAUGCCCAGCCGCACCUACCCCCAGCAGUACGAACUGCACGUUGGAAACAAGCCCGUGUUCUUCAACGGCCUGGAGUACACCUUGAACAAGUGGAAUUCACUGUGCGCCACCUGGGACGGAAGCAGCGGGAUGGCCCAGGUGAACAUCAAUGGCAAACGCAGCGUCAGGAAGAUGACGAAAGCCGGCCUGUCCAUCGGUGAACGGCCCAGUAUUGUACUGGGGCGACACCAGGACGGCUAUGCAGAGGGCUUUGUGGGACACAUGACUGAUGUGCAUAUAUGGGACUAUGUGAUUCCAUCGUCUGAAAUUGACAACUACGGGGGCGGUGGGUUUGUGGCGUAUAAGGCAGGUAAUUAUCUAAACUGGAGUAAGGUCGAGUACACUGUAAAUGGCACUGUGCUGGUUGAAGGUAAGAUGUGAGUACUCUUGACCAGGUCACUGAUGAGUUAUUCUUGAAGAUGUAGGCCCAGAAAUAAAUAAAGGUGAACCAUCUUUUGAAAUGGAUAGAUGUUUUAAAACUGUGCGGUUCCACCUCAAUACCAGAAAUCACAGAGUGUUUAGGGGCCAAAACGUAAAAAAUCCAUUCAAAGGAAUAGUUCACUAUUUUUUUGAAAUAUGCACAUUGUACACCUCCAAUUGAUUUGAUUAAUUCUGGUGACACUCAUAGCAUCAUGUAACAUUGAACCGGGUGGUACCAAAAACUGGUACCAUUUAGUGCAAUGAUACAUGUUACUAAUAAGUAAUAGCACCAGAAUUAGAAAACGGCUGGAAGAACGGGGGAAGUUGCACCUGUUGCAGAGGCGGACUUUACAUGAGGCAAACCUAGGCAAUUUCCUUGGGCCCUGACCAAAUCUGCCCUCCAUAGGGGCCCCCAACUGUCACACCAGUUGCAAUAAACGCACAAAUAAAGUAAUUUAUAUACGAUAUAUACGUCAAAAUACUAAAAUGGCACCCUUGCCAUAAGAAAAUUGACAAUAAAGCUGACUUGACUUGACUUGACUUCCUCCUUCCAUGCCAAUUGGUGACGUGGUGACUUUUCAGGGCCCCAUGUUUAUAUUUCGCCUAGGGCCCCAAAAAUGGCUAGAUCCGCCCCUGGUUUGGAUCGGGGGGACAAUGACUGAAUGAAUGAAUGAGUCCGUCCAGUUCUAUAAUCCACAGUAAACAUUCAUACGGCGAAGCCACAAACAAACUUUGGUCAGCAGCAGAGCUGCGCCCUAGGUUAAUUAUGUGCACACCAGGCAGCGUCAUACAAGAGGAUGACACAUUUCCAAAAAUGGUCCUUGAACUACUUUUCAUUUUAAAUCAGUGGCUGGGCUGUAGCCAGGAAAUUCCUUAUUUGUCCCGAGGUGCGCCAGUUGAAUGCACAAAGGCCUGUUAAGAAGACGUUGAUUAUUAUAUCAUUGUAUUCAUCCAAACUGUAGUUCUGUCCUUGGUUCAUGUUAAAUAUUUGAUUGUUAUGUAGGCUAUGGGAAACUAAUAAAUCCUUUGUA
Engraulis encrasicolus (European anchovy) is the source of this 2088-nucleotide messenger RNA. Its product is annotated as jeltraxin-like. Lineage: Eukaryota; Metazoa; Chordata; Actinopteri; Clupeiformes; Engraulidae. The record is from RefSeq and is a predicted model, not a curated record. The transcript has 4 exons. Bases 335 to 1018 code for a protein of 227 amino acids.